AUGAGGCCGCCCGUUCCAGACCUCGCGUUACCACAGUCCCGCAAGUCUUCCUCGCCCGACCAGCGGUGGAUCGAUCCCCGCAGCGCUGCCCCCGCGACGUUCUUUCUAGCCCGCGAAACUCCACCCGAUGAGUUGGAGUCGGGAGAUAGCAUGUAUGGCGUCCAGAGUCUCGAAGAGACCGUCCAGCAGACCAGCCUAGUCGCUUCUCAGUGGGAGCCUGAGCACGCUCAAAGCAUUUCCGAUCCUUUGUCUCCCCUACCGUCUCAUCCUGCUCGUCGCAAAUCCACCGUUACCCCCUUCGACUCGUUCCACCUCACCAGCCGAGAACCGUCCCUGCCCUCCUCUCACCCGACCUCCCCUCGCCCAUUGACGCCUCUGAACCUCGACACUCCCGAUGACCCGGUCUCUCUUCCCAGCAGUCCCAAGUCAAUCUCCAACCAAUCCAUGCGACAUCUGGACGAAAUCUCCAUCACCGAUGAUCUGAGUAGCCAGGCAAUUGCUUCCGGGGAGGAGGACGAUGACCCCCGCCCGCCGUCCGGCGUGGGUCCCGACAGUACCUCCCAGCUAAUAAUGCCCAGUAUCAGGAUGCCUAGCCGGAGACCGUUUACCGACCACGGGAAGACUAUGGGACGCCUAAAGGUGCUCAUAGCGGGCCCUCCUGAUUCCGGAAAGACCUCCCUCGUCAAGGCUAUUGUCCAAACAUGCGAGGAUAUUGUUCACGUGGAUCCCUUUCCCUCCCCCACCCCUCCCUCGAAACCCUCUAGAUCCAACGUUCCCCAUGGCCUGCCACCGGCCGUUUCGGAAAUAUAUGCCAGUACAAAACCGUACCCCGUUUGGUGGUCGGACCUGGAAGACUCGCGUGUUCUGCGACGGCGAAAGAGUACCGGUGACCUUGUGCUGGAGCGUAAUAUCUGCUUUGUCGACACAUCGGCCAAUUCCUCGACCCGUGCAGGACAGACCGAUGCUAUUAUUCACUACAUGCAUCAACAGCUUGUCCGGGCGAUAGCGUCGCUUCACCGUCCUAACCACGAUUUCCAAAACAUGCUAGCAGGCAAUGGCGGUGCCCAGGUGGAUGCCAUCCUGUUUCUCAUCUCUGAGGAAACACUUUCCGUAGAUAUUGAUUGCAUGCGCAAGCUCAGCGAAUGGACGAAUGUCAUUCCCGUAAUCCCCAAAUCUGACCUCCUAGGUCCUGACCAGCUUCGCGCCCUCAAAUCCGCUUUUCACAGUAAGGCGCAGGACGCCGGCGUUAAACCCUUUCUUUUCGGAGAUGGAUUCUCAGGGGAUACUGAUGAAGUGAAUGGUCGUCUGCCCUUUGCUACCUCGUCCGCCAAGUCUUGUGAUGAUGACAUGAUGGAUGCCAGCACCUUGAUGAGCCCGGACUAUGUCCAGCCCUUGGUCGCGUCGGAAUUGGCUCUCUUGACCCGAAAAUUGUUCGACCGCGAGAACAUGGCCUGGAUCCGGCAUCUGGCUGCCAAAAAGCUUACUCAACGGCAAAGUACGGUUCAGAAUGGCCCGAUGCCUUCCAUUCCCGGCGCUGGCAGUCGUGUCAUCCCCAGUUAUACUAUGGCCCGACUUUCAGACUGUACCCGCCACGAGGAGAAACUGGCUCAGGUUCAGCUGGCGCGCUGGGCCUCGGACCUACAGCAAAGCCUCCAGAACGAACGAGAACGAUACACCGCCAUAGCGCGCGGAGAACGUGCCGUCUGGCUGACAGAACGACUGGGCGAGUGCGUGGUGGACGGGACCCUCGUGCCCAUCACGCAAACCCCGGGGUUUUGUGGCCUUCGGGCCCCUACGGAAAAAGCGGGCGCUCUCCUCGUUCGGACACAAUCCGGGCAGAACGUCGAGUAUCAUCUCACACGAAUCAGUCCCCAGGAUCCACUUGGUCUCGUCAAGUGGUCCGAGAGCCUCAAACAGCGGGGGUGGGCCCUCGUUCAGAUCGUGGGCAGCUUUGGGGUCGUAGGAGGGCUGGCCCUCUGGCUUGCGAAGUCCUGGGGAUUGCCGUCUCGAAAUCUGUCGGACUGGUGCAGUCCCAUUGACUAG
Molecule: messenger RNA, 2043 nt
Organism: Aspergillus melleus
Lineage: Eukaryota; Fungi; Ascomycota; Eurotiomycetes; Eurotiales; Aspergillaceae
Exons: 3
Coding region: 1-2043 (680 amino acids)
Biological process (GO): cytoskeleton-dependent cytokinesis
Cellular component (GO): septin ring; septin complex; cell division site
Molecular function (GO): GTPase activity; GTP binding; molecular adaptor activity
Source: RefSeq, a predicted model, not a curated record